GGCGGAGCGAGAAGGUACUGACCCGGGAACGAGCGGCGGUAACAGGAUGGCGCAGCUCGGCGACAAAAGAGCAGAUGGCUUCGGUGUUCAGGAGCUGUCCGACGGGUCCAGAUAUGAGGGAGAUUUUUUAGACGGCCUCAAACACGGAAAAGGAAGAUACACCUGGAAACAUGGAGCGUACUAUGAGGGUUUUUUCUACAAAGACUUCAAGCAUGGGGAUGCACUUUACAGCUGGCCCUCAGGCCACAAGUUCACUGGCAAGUUCUACCUUAACAGAAGAGAAGGAUAUGGUCACCUGAGCUUACCAAAUGGAGCCAGCUUUCAGGGUUUAUACCACAUGGACGAGAUAUUUGGCCCUGGUGUGCUUACUUAUUCAGAUGGACGACAGGAUGUGGGUUUGUGGCUUGGGAAACGCUUACUAAAGCUCUGUACCUCUGUAGAAGAAAGCUUUAGCCUCAAAAGCUUUCCUGAAUAUGCUGACUUUAUGAAGUCUUCUGUUGACACAGGUUCAUGGACUCAGGUACUUUCUGCCCCAAACAGUUUAGAAACAAAAGCCAGUACAGAUGUUCAGGUGUCUACAGAUGAGGAUCUGCUGAUUGAUGAAAGUUUUAUCCUUCCACCCGGCAUUGAGAAGUACUGCACAAAUGCCGACUACUUACCGCUCCCUCCUGGCCGGAGAUUAGAGUUGGAUAAACUCUUUUAUGGAGAGCUGUGGGAGCCAGAAGCUCAUCCAUAUCAAGGUUACAAAAGGGAUCCAUUUUCUACUCUCCCUUUACAGGCUCGAAUGCCAGCUGUCAUACACAAACACAGACGGCUAGCUGAAAAUGUUGGGUGGAACAUUGCUGCUGUUCUUUCUAUGAAUAGAGAGAGCUUUGGUCCAAAAGGGCCUUUAGAGGCCAGUUCAGAACUGUUGAUCCAGCACAGCUUCAGAGGGGAAUUCCAAACUCUGGCAAAGAUGCUCCGGGAGGGUUUUGUCCAUCCUGAUGUUGCAGAUUCACAAGGACACACUGCACUGAUCGCUGCAACCGUAAACUGCCAUAAUAAUGUGAUCCAUCAGUUGCUGGAUAUGGGUGCUGAUAUUGACAAGUUAAACAGUGAAGGCAUGUCUGCCUUGGCUGUGUGCCACGUUCUCUACUACCCUUUCCAUUCCCUGUACACAACAUGGACCGAAGUUGUGUCUUCAUCUUCAAGUGAGAGCAGUCUCCCUAUUAGCCAAAAUGACCUCACAUCAAUUACACCUGUACUUAAUGACAGACCUCAAACCGCUGACACAAAUGUGAAGAUCCAAACUGACAUCCACCCCUCAGAACAGCAGCAAGUGUAUUUGAACACUUUGAACCUGUUACUGAAACGUGGCGCUGACCCUAAUCUGGCCAGGGUCCCUUUGCCUGUUCUUUUUGUUGCCAUUAUGGCGAGGGACACUGAAGCUGUCAGAAGACUGCUGCAGUCUGGAGCUCGCACUGACAUUCCUCUUCCACCAGAAAAGAAAGGCUUGUACCCUCUGCAUGUGGCUGCAAUGUUGCCAGGUCCAGAAGGUGCCAUCAUUACAGAGCUUCUUCUGAUUGCUGGCUUUGACCCAGAUGUGCAGGCAUGUGACCACAAUGAGAUCUAUGAACCAGACAGGAUAUCCUUGUCUGCCGAGGAACCACCAAGUGUCAUUAAGAACCCAAACCUUAAAGAGGGGGGUCGAACCGCCCUGCACAUAGCCUGUCAGAGAGACACUGAUUACAUGAACGCCAGUAAGGUGGUGGCUGUCCUGCUGUCUCACAGAGCCAGCACAGACCUACUCUGGAGUGGACAUUCUCCCCUCUCUUUGGCCAUAGCAAGUGGCAAUGACCUGGCAGUAGAGGAGCUUUUGAACAAAGGUGCAGAUCCUAACAUCCCUCUGGGUUCUAGAGUAGGCAGCGCUCUCUGUGCAUUUGCCAACAUUAAUUAUACCUUGGGCGGCAACAAAACUAAACUGUUGGACCUGUUAGUUAAGACUGGUGCUGACAUCUUGAUGCCAGUUGCUGUGGGUGGUGUUGUGGGAACUGCAGUAGAUUAUGCACACUACUCAUUCAACCAGGUACUUCAGGACUUGCAUAUCGCCCACACUUUGUUCCAUAAUCUGAACACUGUGGAGAGGAAAAUACUCAAAACACGGCACCAACUUCUCCAAAUGAUGAGUGAUCUGCUGAGACAAACUACAAGCCAGAGGAGGACAAAUAAUUUAAAGAGAUUGCAGCAGCUCACAUUGAAUCGUGCAGAAGCUAUUCCCUCAAUUGGACCAGAACACAGCUGUGAAGGAUUAUCAGAGACAACAGAAAGCUACAGGGAACCGGUGUUGAAAUUCUGCUAUCACUGUGGUCGUUCUACAUUUGUGAAAUGGAUUGUGUGUGAUCAUUGCUACAAGGUCUUCUACUGCUCCGUCACCUGCAAAAACAAAGGAUGGGAGGAAAGGCACAUGAAGGAGUGUAAACAGGUUUCAGCAUGUGCUCGUGGCGUCAAGAAGAGUCUUGUGUUUGAAUCCCAAAGUGCUCCCAGUCCCUCAACUAUCAAAGAAUCCAAGUUUGUCCCCCUGCCACCGACUGUCACAAAGAAAACCUCAACGGCACUCAAGCCAGUGAGUAAGGCGGAGGAGGUCUUGGAAAUUCCAGUCAACUUGAAAGAAAACUACAGUUUCAACUGA
This is a messenger RNA of Nematolebias whitei (Rio pearlfish), 2668 nucleotides long. It is a transcript of the gene ankmy1, whose product is annotated as ankyrin repeat and MYND domain containing 1. The transcript is spliced from 18 exons. The record is from RefSeq and is a predicted model, not a curated record. The coding region runs from base 47 to 2668 and encodes 873 amino acids. Gene Ontology annotation, molecular function: protein binding. Lineage: Eukaryota; Metazoa; Chordata; Actinopteri; Cyprinodontiformes; Rivulidae.